This is a messenger RNA of Nanorana parkeri, 2518 nucleotides long. RefSeq names its product transmembrane protein 8A (gene PGAP6). Gene Ontology annotation, cellular component: plasma membrane. The transcript has 13 exons. Bases 132 to 2477 code for a protein of 781 amino acids. NCBI's taxonomy places the organism in Eukaryota, Metazoa, Chordata, Amphibia, Anura, Dicroglossidae. The record is from RefSeq and is a predicted model, not a curated record.
GCCCGUGGUGGGCGGGGCGGCGGCCUGAGCUGUGACCGGCUGGGCUGGAUGAUUGACAGGCCCAGAGUGAGUGUUUGCACGGUGUGUGUGUCACUGGGUGUUCCAGCACUCAUCCAGGUGUGUGUGGGCACAUGAUGAGGGUGAUGUCACUGGUGGCCACAGAGCUUAUCCUGAGCUGCCCGGCUUCCUGGUCCAACAUGGGCCCCUCCAUGGUGCUGCUGCUGCUUCUUCUGCCCCUGGGGCUCUUCCCCUGCUGCCAAGCAGCACCCGGCUCCUCUCAGGAUCUUUCGUAUGUCUCGGAGAUCUACUCUCAAGGUCCUCAGCGAUUGUCUUUCUACAACUGGUAUGGCAACGUCCGGCUGUUCCGGUUCCAAGUUCCCUCUGACGCAGUCCUGCUCAGGUGGUCCCUGCUGGCCAUUCGGGGAAAAGGUGACGGGUGUCAGAACGUGGCGAUUACGGCACAUUUCCGAUACGGGGCCCCGCCGGUGAUUAACCCUUUGGGCUACAGCUUUGCAGUCAACACUUCGGUGUCGUUCUCCUAUAACCGGACGUUAACAUUCCAGAACUCCCUGCAAAGUUACGUCUACCUGAAUGUUACCAACCCCACACCCGGGGACUGGUUCAUCGUUGCCCAUCUACCUAAAGACUCAGAGAAGAUAGAAAUUCAGGGCCUCACAAAAUCCUGCACCUACAUCUUCCAACCUGAACUGUUCGUGCUCAGAGAAGUCGACGUGCCAAUUUUAAACGCUGAUACCCCAACGCAGCAAGUCUUAGACCCUACGAGAACCUCGUCUAGCUUCAAGAUUUAUGUCCCCGAAUACACCCGAGACCUACAGUUGCAGCUGCUGAAAUGCGCCUCCAAUGGCAGCCAGAGCGGGUGCCCGCUGAAGAUCUCUGUCGGCUCGGUCACCCAGCCUGGCGCCUCACCCCAGCAGGUGAACUGCAGCCAGAGCUCGGCGUGCGUCCUACUGCUCCCAUCUCCGCCCUGGGAGAAGUGGCUGAACGUCAUGGUGGAAAUGCCCCAGUGGGUGAAUGCCAACAUGUCUUUCGAGCUGCUUUACAACAUUUCAGUCUGUAAGCCGGGAGUGAUCGGAACAAGGUCAAUCUUGUCUUUCCUGAACUCGCUGUCCUCCAACAACACUUUGCUGCAAGAUGGUCAGCUGCCUCCCAGCAAUGCCACCACCCUGUCUGAUGGGGGCAGUUCCUGCCUGAGGAAAUACCCCGUAAUCCGGGAGGACCUGGAUGUAGUGUCGGUGAGAUUCCAUCUCAUCAACAGCCCCUCAGUGCCGGUGGUGGCUCAUCUGCCCAGCGUGGUCAUGCUCAGUCUGGAUUCUGAAAUGGACAAUGGAGGGGUGCUGGUGGUCAAUCUGCAGCUAAACAGGACGGGGAAGAACAGCUUGAACUACACUGUGGUGGCAUGCUUGAGCGCAGCCGCUCCUGUACUCACACUCAACACUUCGGAGAAUUGCACAACAGCUUUUUCCCAGGGCUAUUCCUACAGAUUAACCGCAGCCGCCUACGGAGACACGUACAACAUACCGUACCCCGAGACAGGCAGAUGGUACCUCUCUAUGCAGAUAUUGUGUUCAGAUAAUGACAGCGCAUGUCAACAGGAGGUGGCCAAAGUGAUCGUGUCGGCCUACCUCAGCCCCUGCCUGAAUGACUGCGGCCCAUACGGCGAGUGCCGCCUGCUGCGGAGGAACGGGUAUCUGUACGCUGCCUGCAGCUGCAAAGCUGGCUGGGCCGGCUGGAGCUGCACAGAUGACCGGAACGCUCUGUCCGUGGCACAGCAGUUGACCGCCACAAUGCUGCUGACGCUCAGCAAUCUACUGUUUGUGCCCACCAUUGUAGUCGCCGUUUACCACUUCUAUUUCGUAGAGGCCGCGGUCUACGCCUACACCAUGUUUUUCUCUACGUUCUAUCACGCCUGCGAUCAGCCCGGAGUGACCGUCAUGUGCAUCAUGGACUACGACACGCUGCAGUUCUGCGACUUCUUCGGCUCUGUCGUCGCCAUCUGGGUGACCAUCCUGUGUAUGUGCAGGCUGAAGAAGCCGGUUAAAUACGUGCUGUUUAUGUUGGGAUCGCUGGUGAUCGCAAUGUCUAUGCAACUCGAUCGGCGAGGAAUUUGGAACAUGUUGGGGCCGUGUCUGUUCGCUCUGAUAAUCCUGAUCAUCGUGUGGACAUGGAGGGGAGUCCGGCGUCGCCACUGUUACCCCCCAAGCUGGCAGCGUUGGGUCUUCUUCCUCAUACCCGGAGUAGCCUUGGCCCUGACGGCCAUUUCAGUCUACGUCUUCGCCGAGACCAACGCCAACUACUACUACACCCACAGCCUGUGGCACAUGAUGGUGGCCACCAGCGUGGCUUUUCUGCUGCCGCCCCGGGAGCGGAAAACGAAAUCGUGGGAGUGGUCGCAAAUGCUGGACUGCGGAUAUAAGAUGUGUAAAGAUGACCGGGAGGAGUUGUAUGUGGUCACGUGACCCCCCACUUUUUUUUUUCUUCUUGUCCACGGAAUUCCGAA